UUUAUGUGGCGCGUAUCUACAUGGUGCCUCGUUGUACCAAUGUUUAUGUGUUUAAAUAAAUAAAUAAAUAAAUGUCUAUUAGUGAAUGGUUUAAAAUACAGGGUACUACCUAUAGCAUUCAUUACUGGAAUGCUUUGUAAAAACUCAGAAAGAUCUAAGCACGUGGUGCUCACUUGAUAAAAAUAAGAAUUCGCUUUUGUCGUGUAGUUCGGUCGUUUAGUGUUUAAUGCGCUCAGUUGUCAAGCAGUCGGUUACAGUUUCGAAUCUUACCCUACCUACCUAGUAUCAUUACUGCUCAUACAAACAGGAUGGGUGUAAGAAAGCCAAGUAUAUGGACAUAUAUUAGGUCACUAAGUUAUAUGACAAAUAGGAAUGAUGUAUUAUUAAUGUUACCUAGCAGUGAGUUUUAUCAGUUUACUUGACUGGUUUAUUUCUGUUAAAAUAUUGGUUUUGGCUGACAAAGUAGUUGUAACAUCUUAAAUCAUUAUUUUCAACAAAUCAUCAUUAUGUUUCGUUAUAAUCGCAUCAUUUAUCCACUUACCACAGAUUCGCAAUUUUCAAUUUAAUUUUAGCCGGUUAGUUCUGUGACAGUAAAUCAAGACAAUCUGGAUCUGAGAAGCUCUGAAAUAAGUUUUGUUAAUCGAUUGCUUCAGUAUCGUUCUUUUGUUGUAAACUACAUGGAUUUAGAGUUACAGGUAAGCGGUACAUAAACUAUUUGUACAUAACCAUUUUUGGUUAAUUUAAUAGGUUCAAAUUUUGAAUUAAUUUAAUCUGUCAUUUCUUUCUUUUGCUUGUUUGUUCAGGUCACUGGCAUUAACCUGUAAUUUUAAAAUGGUUAGACCUAUUUUUAAGAAGUUUACUCUUUGGUGGUACCAUAUCAAGGAAUUGAUACAAGAAUCAUCAGCUGAUCAGUUAGUCAUAAACAACUUAAAACUUGUCAUUUUUGUAAAUCAACCCAUGUCACUGUUACACCAACAUUUACUUACUUUACUUACUUACGCCUGUUACUCCUAAUGGAGCAUAGGCCGCCGACCAGCAUUCUCCAACCCACUCUGUCCUGGGCCUUCUUUUCUAAUUCCAUCCAAUUCUUGUUCAUUUUUCUCAUGUCUAUCUCCAUUUCCUGGCGUAAUGUGUUCUUUGGUCUUCCUCUUUUCUUUUGGCCUUGAGGAUUCCAUCUGAAGGCUUUUCUUGUGACGCAGUUGGGUGCUUUCCUCAAUGUGUGUCCUAUUGUAGACUCACUGGCUCUAUAAGUUAAGCAUAGAGAAUAUGAUCCAAAAAGAAUGAACGGAUUGGAAUAACAAAUUGUAUCAGAACUUAAGAUCUAAAGAAUACAAAUGAGUCACCAUAUAUGCGUCGUUGCAACCAACUUUGAGCCAUGACGCGCAGAAUCUCCAACCACUGAUAGCGGUUAUCACGCGAACUCCAACCAGGUAGUCUGCAUCUACCACGUGGCUCAAACAGUUUAUGAUUUUAUGAACUGAUGCCGCGUCCUGGUUUAGCCUGUCCCAAUUAUAUAACUUAAUCCCAUAACGAUGAGUAUCGCUCAUCUGGUCUGAUGGUAGUGGAUAGUGAGAUGAAGAUUCAAAGCUUUAUCAAUAGAUUCACCAUCUUUACAUAGUUUCUCUACUUUCAAUCUCAGUUCAGUCUUAUAUCAAAUGUUUUGGAUAAGAAGCAAUUGGAUUACAGAAUAGGUAAUUUCAUUUAAAUGUCUAACUAAUGUUACAACCCUCAACUGGAAUAAUCAGUAUCAACGAUCAGUCAGUAGAAGCACCUUUGUAUUUGCUUAACUAGCGUUUUCUUCUAGCGGGAAUGUCAUAGAGUUCACAAUAUACAACCACAAAGACCAAUGUAUUUCUUCUAUUUUUUUUUCUAUUUAUUCACUAGACUCGGGCACGUGAAUUGAUUCCCACUGAACAGCUUCUUUUAUCCGCCUCUCAAAAUAAUAGUUGUUCUAUAGAUGAUGUGGAGCCCAGAGAUUUUCUUCGAGAGUUAUUAAUUUGGUUUAAGAGUGAAUUCUUUAAAUGGGCUGACGACUUUGUAUGUAAAACAUGUGGUGGCAAAAUGGCCGCAUUCUCAAACGAUCAGCCUCAAUUGGAUGAAAUGAGUGAUGGUGGUGCAAACGUAGUAGAAAUUUAUCAGUGUAAAACAAAUAAAACACAUCCAUUAUAUCGUUUUCCUCGAUAUAACAAUCCCAGAAAACUACUUGAAACUCGUUUAGGACGAUGUGGUGAAUGGGCAAAUUGUUUUACAUUGUUCCUUGUUUCUGCUGAACGUCACACUAAUCAACCUUGGUUUGAUGCAUGUCGACUUAUUAUGGAUUGGACAGAUCAUGUUUGGUGUGAAGUCUGGUUAAAGGAUAAACAUAAUGAUAAAAAACUUUGGGUUCACUGUGAUCCAUGUGAAGUACAAUUGGACAAACCUUUACUGUAUGAAUCUGGAUGGAAUAAAAAAAUUAAUUAUAUUAUGGCUUACACAGUGCCACCUCGAUCAUUAUAUCAGAAAUUGGAUAACACUACCAAAUUAGUAACUGUGGAUAUACAAGAUGUGACAUGGCGUUAUACACAGAAGUUUUCAGAAGUUCAAUCCCGUCGAAAUAUGAUUAGAGAAUCCGUAUUGGCGUAUAAAUUAGCGGACAUUCAUACUAAUGCUAUCCGAAACUGGUCGCUUAACAAUAAUCCAGCCGAUUUUGACCAAAAACCAUACUGUUGGGAUUCAGUUAUUGAUGAAUUGGUGAGUUUCCUACAUCCUUCAAAGUGUAAUGAUCAACUUCCGGGUCGUCAAACUGGAUCGUUGGAAUGGCGUCAAGCUCGUGGUGAACUGGGUCAGACUUCUCUAUCUGUUGAACCACUUCUUAAAGGAUCAAAGUGUAUUAUCACCCCGUCUAAUUCGGAACUUCAAAGUGGAAUAUUUCACUUACGUUAUAAUUCAGCUUUAAAUAUUUACCAGCGUCCUUAUUAUUCUAAUGUUAGUAAUAAUAAUAAUGAUAAUAAUAAUAAUGCAAAGACGGAUACUGAUAUUGUAUUAAAGUUUCAAUGUUCUACAAAUUCACCAAAAGCGAAUAAUCAAGAGUCAACCAAAUUGAUUGAAAAUGCUCGGAAAACCGGUUUAUAUGGAUGGCAGUCUGUGGUCUAUCAAUGGAGAAAUAUUUUUCGGAAGGUAGAACUUGAUUGGCACAUGGUUUAUUUAGCUCGUGAAGAGGAUAGUAAACCAUCAGAAGAUGGAAUAAUUAUCUGGAUUCUUGAUUUAAGAAAUACUAAUUAUCGUGUUGGAAAAGUUUCUAUAUUUACAAAUAUGGUGUGUCAUUCAACUGAUUGUCAUGCUCGUUUUGUACUUUGUUCCGGUGACUAUCCAGUAAAUAGUAGUAAUAGUGGCCAAGAGGAAAAUAAAAUUCAACAAUCUGUGCCUAACUUAUGUUUGUGUCUUCAACCAGGUUCUGCUUCAUUAUUCAAUUCGGAAUCUAUGAUUGGAUCUGAUUUUCUGACUUUAAAAGCUCGUCUAUGGAAUGAUGAUGAAUCUACUGGAAAGUCAUCUUCUGUGGCUUGGCAGCAAGCCCAACUAUUUCGGCAAAAGGAUAAUGAUUAUGAUACUUGGUCAUUGGAAUGGAAAGUUGAAUUGGUAAAAAUUAAUAAAACAGUUAAUUAAGUAGAACCGAAAACGGGAAUUGUAUUGUCGUUUCAUACACACACACACAGUGACCUGGUUAGCUAUGCUGUUUUAUUAAUGAAUAAAUGUAUCAUUUUGGUAUAUAUAUAUAUAUAUAUAUAUAUAUAUAUAUAUAUAUAUAUAUGCACAUUACUGUCAAGUUGGAUCGUACGUUCAUUCAUUGAUUCAUUUUCCUCCUUUUUUUCUUCUUUCUUGUUUGUUUUUCUCUCUCCACCUCCUUUAAUCAUUCAUUCUUUUUUUAUACCGAAUUUUAUUCCAAUUUUAAUAAUAUUUUGUUUUCUAACUUAAACUGGAACUAUUUUCAAGAAUUUGUACUUUCUUAUUGGUUACUAUUUUAUAAGAACUAAUUCCUUCUUCUCGUCUUCUUUUUUUGUUUGUUUUCUUGUUCUUUUGUUGAAUUGACUCAGUGACAAGAUCAAAAAGACUUGUUCAACUAUUGUAUGAAAUCAUGAUUAUCGUUUAUUAUGAUUAGAAUUUUUUUUUUUGAAAAAUGUAAGACUGUGAUAUGUAUUGAAAUUAACAUGAAGGAAUGAAAAAAGAAAACAACUGUAGGCAUUAUGUUUCUUCUUCACAAUUCGUGGGGUUGAAUUAAAUAUCAGAAUGGGUUUUGUGGAGAUUUCACUGGUUGAAAUUGUGAGUCAAUUGAAGCUAGAUCACCAUCGGAAACCUGGAAGCAUUGGAUGACCGUUUCAUCCUAUUGUGGGACUCCUCAGCAGUGCGCAUCCAUGAUCCCACACUCCGCGAGAUUCCAACCCAGGCGCUUAACCAACUAGACCGCUGAUCCGGCAUCCAACGUUGUUAAUGUUUAACUUCAACUAGUCCACGAAGUUGCGCCACCGUACACCAUUGUCUUCAGUGAGUUGAUUUCUCACAACAGACCUGGUUGAACUCUACUGGUCAUUGUUUCUCACUAGAACUCCAGGAUAUACAUCUGGAAGCCAGUCACUAGCUUUAAUUGACUCAUGAUCUCAACUAUUAAAAUUAUUACAAUCUCCACAAAACCCCCUUUUGAUAUUACUAUCUUAUUUCUACUUUUACUUAAUUGUCUUCAUGUUGUAAACAAUGUGCCCCAAAUGCCCUGGUAUGGCCGAGAGCGGGGGAGGGUUCGCCCUCCCUCUAGAAAUACUCUCACAUGGCCACGCGUUUACAGCCUCCGCCAGGGAAGUCCUAGUCACUGCCUUCUCGUGGCGGGGGUGUUGUUUACGAAAAGCGAAUGUCCGACGCUCUAACCGGAUCCCAAACCAAAUCAAUGGUGCACAUGGGCUCCAGUAUCCUGCGGGAACAAAUGGCAUAUGAACCAAUUUUCGGUCACUGGCUACCAUGGGACUGCAUCUCCUUACGAUGCUCCACUGCCUUGUGGGUUAGACCUUUAGGUCAAAGGCUCGGCGUGUGGCCCCCUAAGAUAUCCACCUGCUUCGGUUUGGGCACCCGGUCAGUAUCGCAGCCCACACACAAAUGAUGAACUGUUUGUGUGGCGCACAUAUAUUUGGUGCACUCUCGUACCAAUAAUUUUGUGUUCAAAUAAAUAAACAAUGUAAAUCAAUUAGAUAAAUUCCUUACUAUAUAGAUGUAAUUUUAAUUGAAUUCAAUAAUUAUAUAUUGAUUGUAUGAGAAAACAUUGUUUUAUUCGAUGAAUUUUUUCCGAAGGUUUUCUCAUGAAACUUGAGAAAUGACCUCAAUUAUGAAAAUUGGCACAUGUAGAAUAAUAUAGUUUCUCAAUUAAUUUUUUUUAAGUCACAAAAGAGAACAUAUUAAGUUUAUCUUGUUUACUAAGAGUAGAUCUAUGUUUUUAGUUUGCAGUAACAGUGUUUUCAAGUGAUAGUAAUACUACACAUUUGAUGUAUGCAUAGCUAAGACCAAAUCGUUGAAAGUCGGUUGUUUUAAUUAUUCAACCACUGCUCUCUUCAUAGAGAGUUAUCUUGCUAGUCUGUACUUGAAUAAUAUAUUCAUAUUAGUGGUUAAGGCAUGUAUCAUGUUUUUCAUCAGAGGAUGUUGACGGGUAAAAGUAGGUUAGGAGCAAUUCAGGAGAGCUCAAACCAAAACAGAAUGAGUUCAUCAAGUCAUUAACACUUGUUCUGGAACAUUUUGAUAAGUUCAUACUACCUUGUUGGGAUUCGCGCGACUAUUGUGUUCUGUGAUAUUGUUGUAAACCGGAACUCAGGUGACAACAACUCAUUUGAAUACGAAGUUAUAGAGUUCUUCCAUAAAAUGUGUAAACUAUAUGUUCAACAAUUCAUUUGUAAGUUUUUCAUCACUUGUCAAAAACUCCAUUGUUCUUUCAUUGUCAUUCUCUAUUCCCAUCCUCUUCGAUUUAAUCUUUUUAACUUUCUGCUGCCAGUCAUUCCAUUUGGUGUUUUAUACUACUUAUAUUGAUAUAAGUAGCAUACACCACAAUCUUACCAAGAAUCGGUCAUAAUAGUUCAAGUGCGUACAUCCUUUAUCUUUUUCUAGACCUUGAGCUCUACUAUUCCUUCAUACAUACCUCUCCAUUCUAUCAUUUCAAACCAUAUUCCAAGUGUUCAGUUUUUAUUAUUAUCAUAGCUGUUACAUUAGUUCUAUUCAAUAUGUUAAUUUCAUCUCAUCAAGUAAUAUAGUUAUUGAUAAGUAAUUAGAUUACAAAUCGCAUAUCAUAAAAGUAUGUUUAUUAAAGCUUUUCAGAAGUUUUUUUGACAAAUUCUAUCGAAAAUCAAGAUCCAUCUUCUUAUUUAUUUUACAUGUUCAUGUUUGUCAAAGG
Messenger RNA from Schistosoma haematobium, 6397 nucleotides. RefSeq names its product Peptide-N(4)-(N-acetyl-beta- glucosaminyl)asparagine amidase, variant 2. Bases 2062 to 3642 code for a protein of 526 amino acids. Gene Ontology annotation, cellular component: cytosol; nucleus; cytoplasm. Gene Ontology annotation, molecular function: peptide-N4-(N-acetyl-beta-glucosaminyl)asparagine amidase activity. The transcript is spliced from 8 exons. Gene Ontology annotation, biological process: glycoprotein catabolic process; protein deglycosylation; protein quality control for misfolded or incompletely synthesized proteins. The record is from RefSeq and is a predicted model, not a curated record. Lineage: Eukaryota; Metazoa; Platyhelminthes; Trematoda; Strigeidida; Schistosomatidae.